CACACACACACUCUCUCUCUCUCUCUCUCUCUCUCUCACACACACACACACACACACACACACACUCGUCUUUGAGCGCCUCGUCUCUCCUCGGAUCUCUGACUGACGGAGAAUCUUUCACUGGAGUAUAAACAUCGCACAUGAAGAGGGUUAAAGUCAUUAAUGAUGGAGAUUAUUGCUAAUGACCGACGCGUGAGCUGCUGGAUGAUUAAUGAACGCGCUGGAUUACGCGCGUCAGGACGCGUCGCGAUGCAUCAACGCGUUCACCAUUAGAACAGCUGGAGCUCAACGGGUGCAGCGCUGCAGUCAGUCUUCAGUAUGAGAGCGGCUCUGAACAUCAGUGUCGCUCUGGUUCUGUUUCCGAUCUUCAUGUGUCAUCAGACAACAAGGCAGAGCGGUUCUGAAGGAGCGGCGUGGAGGUCGUGGAGCUCGUGGGGUUCGUGGGGCGAGUGUUCGCGCUCCUGCGGCCGAGGAGUUCAGGAACAGACCAGAGUCUGUCUGACACAGUAUCCAGCGUCACAGAACACGCCGAACCCGAGACGCCUGAGCCCCGGCACGUACGGAUGGAGGCGAGCGAACAGUAGCCGCAUCAGUCCAGGGACGUACGGAUACAGAACGAUGCUGUAUUCAACGCCUCUUCAGAAAGAAUCCAGCCGAACGGCACACAAACAGAGACGAUCAGCAUCAAACGUCCCACACCGGAGCUACAGGACUCAUCAGAGAAGCCCGUAUCAAAACACUCGCUCUCACACAGCCACCCAACACACCCGAGCGCUGAUGAACACCGCAGCCGUGCAGAGCCCAGCACCAAACCCCUGCCCUGGAGCCCCGAACCGGCACAAGAUCUGCUACAGCACGGCCUGUCCGUCACCCAGCAGACCAAUCAGAGAGCUGCAAUGCUCCGCCUUCAACACGCAGCUCUUCAUGGGACGAUUCUACCAGUGGGAACCUUUUAAUGAUGUUUCCAGCGAGCAGAGCUGUGAGCUCAACUGCCGCGCCGUCGGCUUCCGUUUCUACGUGCGUCAGGCGGACAGAGUCAUGGACGGCACUCCAUGUGGACAGAACCAGACGUCUGUGUGUGUGGCAGGACACUGUCAGCUGACGGAGAUCAGUCGACAAAUCCAGAGCUUUAAGAUCUCUUCCUCGGGUAACGAGGAGGAUCUGUGA
Molecule: messenger RNA, 1167 nt
Organism: Carassius auratus (goldfish)
Lineage: Eukaryota; Metazoa; Chordata; Actinopteri; Cypriniformes; Cyprinidae
Product: thrombospondin type-1 domain-containing protein 4-like
Exons: 8
Coding region: 319-1167 (282 amino acids)
Biological process (GO): proteolysis; extracellular matrix organization
Cellular component (GO): extracellular matrix
Molecular function (GO): metalloendopeptidase activity
Source: RefSeq, a predicted model, not a curated record